CUCAGGCGAGCGAGCGAGCGCACGACCCGGCGGCGGCUCACGUCCACAAGGGUAGGGCCCGGAACUUGAGAUCCACAGGCGCGCGCGGUCGUGGUGGAGCCAGGAUCACCAGCCGCGGCGGUUAAAAACACGCGCGCGUCAGUGAGAAAUCGGCGAAACGAGGGUGUGGUGUUAGUUGGUUGGGAGAACCAGAGGAGUGCGCGGCGAUGGCGGCGGCCGUACCGACUGUGGCCUCCCCGUCCCCUGCCUCCAGAUGGCUCCACCCCAGCCACCCCCGCCCCUCCACCUCCGCCUCCGCCGCCCCGUCCCUCCUCCGGCUGCCAAGAACCUCGAAGCGGCUCCGGCGGGCCCUGCUCGUCUCGGCCGCCGCGGCGGAGGAAGCGGACGUGCUGCCGGGGCCCGGGGGCGAGGGCCAGGUGGCGGGGAGGCUCGAGGAGCAGCGGGACGAGCCGCUGAGGGGCAGCCAGCUCGACAUCGGCGGGCUCUCCUUCCAGGGUGACAUGGGCGGAGGAUUCGCCGGAGGCGGCGCUGGCGGAAUGGGGUCCUCCGGCGGCGGGGACGGCAACAAGAUGCUGGACCGCGGCAUCAACACGGCCAUCGUGCUCGGGACCAGCACCUACGCGCUCACCAAACUCCUCACCGUCGACCACGACUACUGGCAUGGGUGGACGAUCUUUGAGAUCCUGCGGUACAUGCCGGAGCACAACUGGUCGGCAUACGAGGAGGCACUCAAGGACAACCCCGUUCUUGCAAAGAUGAUGAUCAGUGGCGUCGUCUACUCCCUUGGUGACUGGAUCGCGCAGUGCUAUGAAGGCAAGCCGAUCUUUGAUUUCGACCGUGCUCGGAUGUUCCGGUCUGGCCUUGUUGGCUUCACGCUUCACGGGUCACUCUCACAUUACUACUACCAUAUCUGUGAGGCACUGUUCCCGUUCAAGGAUUGGUGGGUUGUCCCUGCGAAGGUUGCGUUCGAUCAGACGAUCUGGUCCGCGAUCUGGAACAGCAUCUAUUUCGUAGUCUUGGGUUUCCUUCGGUUGGAAUCACCUACCACUAUUUUCAGCGAGCUCAAGUCCACAUUCUGGCCCAUGCUUACUGCUGGAUGGAAGCUAUGGCCUUUUGCGCACUUAAUUACAUAUGGUGUGGUUCCUGUUGAGCAAAGACUGCUAUGGGUCGACUGUGUGGAGCUAGUCUGGGUCACGAUACUGUCAACUUACUCAAAUGAAAAGUCAGAGGCAAGGAAUUCUGAUGGUACCUCCACACCAGCUGUUAAGGACAACACCAGAUAGCAAUCAGGGAGACCAAGGGUUCCAUCAUUUCGUGAACGUUGUAAAUUGUACAAUUAGCUGCAGCAGCUCUGGUGUAACCUUUUUUUUUUCUUUAAUAGAUAAAUGAAACUUAAAUUGUGCAGCGUUGUCCAACAAAAAUCAGAAAGAAAUUGUCUCAA
Phragmites australis (common reed) is the source of this 1441-nucleotide messenger RNA. RefSeq lists its product as uncharacterized. The transcript is spliced from 7 exons. Lineage: Eukaryota; Viridiplantae; Streptophyta; Magnoliopsida; Poales; Poaceae. The record is from RefSeq and is a predicted model, not a curated record. Bases 207 to 1283 code for a protein of 358 amino acids. Gene Ontology annotation, cellular component: cytoplasm; membrane.